Ricinus communis (castor bean) is the source of this 1703-nucleotide messenger RNA. RefSeq names its product 3-ketoacyl-CoA thiolase 2, peroxisomal. Gene Ontology annotation, cellular component: peroxisome. The record is from RefSeq and is a predicted model, not a curated record. The transcript has 14 exons. Gene Ontology annotation, molecular function: acetyl-CoA C-acyltransferase activity. Gene Ontology annotation, biological process: fatty acid beta-oxidation; phenylacetate catabolic process. Lineage: Eukaryota; Viridiplantae; Streptophyta; Magnoliopsida; Malpighiales; Euphorbiaceae. Bases 150 to 1541 code for a protein of 463 amino acids.
UUUUAAAAUUUCCAUAUUCCAUUAUUUAUUUUCCUAACCGGAAGCUUUCCAAUAAUAUAAAAGGCAAUAUCGCCGCUCCUCUGAUUUGAUCGCCAAAAAUCCAAAUCGAAACUCUCUUCUUCGCUUUCAAUUUCAAAAAAGGGAAAAUUAUGGACAAGGCGAUAAACAGACAGAAAAUUCUUCUCGAUCACCUCCGUCCUUCUUCUUCUUCUUCUUUACAUAAUUACGACUCUUCUCUUUCUGCAUCAGCUUGUUCAGCAGGCGAUAGCGCUGCUUAUCAGAGGACUUCAGUUUAUGGAGAUGAUGCUGUGAUUGUAGCAGCACAUAGAACUGCUUUGUGCAAGUCCAAGCGUGGUGGUUUCAAGGAUACCUUUGCGGAUGAUUUACUUGCUCCUGUUUUGAAGGCAUUGAUAGAGAAAACUAAAUUGAACCCAAGUGAAGUUGGGGAUAUUGUUGUGGGAACAGUGUUAGCACCAGGAUCUCAAAGAGCAAGCGAAUGCAGGAUGGCUGCAUUCUAUGCCGGCUUUCCUGAAACUGUGCCUAUUAGGACAGUUAACAGGCAAUGUUCGUCUGGGCUUCAGGCAGUUGCUGAUGUAGCUGCUGCUAUCAAAGCAGGAUUUUAUGACAUUGGUAUUGGAGCUGGUGUGGAAUCCAUGACGAUUAAUCCAAUGUCUUGGGAUGGAGAUGUCAAUCCAAAGGUAAAGGCAUUUGAGCAAGCCCAGAAUUGCCUUCUGCCCAUGGGUGUUACUUCAGAAAAUGUUGCACAUCGUUUUGGAGUGACUAGACAGGAGCAGGAUCAGGCUGCAGUGGACUCUCAUAGGAAGGCUGCUGCCGCCACUGCUGCUGGAAAAUUCAAGGAUGAAAUCGUUCCUGUUGCUACCAAGAUUGUUGACCCAAAGACUCGUGAGGAGAAACCUAUCACAGUUUCUGUUGAUGAUGGUAUUCGCCCCAACACAUCAGUGUCAGAUCUUGGUAAACUGAAGCCUGUAUUUAAAAAAGAUGGGACCACCACUGCUGGGAAUUCUAGCCAAGUAAGUGAUGGAGCUGGGGCUGUGUUGCUCAUGAAGAGAUGUGUUGCAAUGCAUAAAGGGCUACCCAUCCUUGGAGUAUUCAGGAGUUUUGCUGCUGUCGGUGUAGAUCCUGCCAUCAUGGGCAUUGGCCCAGCUGUUGCAAUUCCUGCUGCAGUGAAGGCUGCUGGUCUAGAACUUAACGACAUUGAUCUUUUCGAGAUAAAUGAGGCCUUUGCUUCCCAGUUUGUUUAUUGCCGAAAGAAAUUGGAGCUAGAUCCAGAGAGGAUUAAUGUCAAUGGGGGUGCAAUGGCCAUUGGACACCCUCUGGGAGCAACAGGUGCCCGAUGCGUAGCUACUCUACUGCAUGAGAUGAAGCGUCGUGGUAGAGACUGUCGUUUUGGAGUGGUGUCAAUGUGCAUAGGCACAGGAAUGGGAGCCGCAGCUGUUUUUGAAAGGGGAGAUGCUUGUGAUGACCUCUGCAAUGCCCGGAAAGUAGAAACCAGUAAUCUGUUAUCUAAGGAUGCUAUGUAAACGGAUGAACUCUAUUGAUUAUUGUAGAACUGGAUCAAUAAUACUUUAGGGGGAGAUCACACUCCCGAUGAAGCUGUGUAAUAAGGCGGUUUUAUAAUUUUUUUAUUUAAGAAAGAAAAAGAAAAACCGAAAUGCAGAAAUCAGAUUUGUUUUAUUUCGUUA